GGGGGCGUCUUUACCGUAUGUCAGGAAGUACAGUACUGACAUUUUCUGCACUUAAAUUUGCACAGUGUGGUUGGAUUAUAUGUACAGUUUUCAAACUUUAUCUCCCGAUUCUAACUUUACUCACGUUUAAUAUCGGGGGUCAUUAUGGCGGUGUUUGACAACUGUAACGUGCUGUUAGAUGUGAAGACUUUGCCUUUUAAAGAGAAGAAGAAGCUGAGGUCAGCUCUUCUGGAUAAUGGAGGAAACAUCACUUAUGUGGUCAACAAACAGUGCUCUUUUGUGGUGACCAGCAGUGUGGAUGAUCUGAGCAGUAACAGACAGAAGAGCAUUCACAAGCUUCAGAUCCCUGUGGUUGGGAUGCAGUAUGUAUGGAGUUGUCUGGAUAAAGGUCAUCUCCUGCCUUUUGCAGAGCAUGUUUUGACCCCACAACUGACACACCCCAGUUCUGAACACAGCUCCCUACGUAAUCCAGUGUUGACUCAGAUACCAGUAAAAGGGAGCUUCAUAAGUCAAACUCGGACGGAGAUUCUUGGGAAGGGCGGACCUUGUCCCGGGAAGUUUAGAAUUUACAAAGGUGAUCAGGAUCUGCCUGAAUUUCCUUCACAUUUUCAAGUGGCCAAAUAUUCCUUUUUUAAGAAGAAUAACUCGAAGACUUUAUCAGUUUUGGAGCUGCAGAGUGCCAAAGGAAGAGCUGGCCAACAGUAUCGCAUCUUGUGUUCAAUCUUGCAUGAAUCAGAGAAGAAAGUGGUAUGGGACAAGCUUGUGUACUGCAGCACCUCUGAAGAUGCUCUGGAAGCGUAUGUGAUGCUGAUGAAAGAAGAGAAAGAUAAAGGAUUCACACAGAUGUUUGCACUUCCCCCUGAGGCUGAGCACUUGGCAUCCUACAGCUUAAAACAGCUUCUUUUGGAGGAGAAGCUGAACUGCAGCACACUAUCACAGGAAGUGGGCGUCUUUGUGGAGCUGGUUUGGACCGAGGCUCUUGGUUCCCUUAGUAAAAUUCUCACGGUCCCUGUUUCCAGGAUCAGCCUUAAUGAUGUGAGCAGGGUGGAGGGAUUGCUGCUGCAGGCACAAAAGACUCAAGAUGAGGAGAAAGUCAAGACCCUGCUGGAGGAGGUCAACACUCUUUUACCCCUUCAAAUAGCCGACCCUCCUUCCACACACAAGCUUGUGUCUCAGAAACUAGACCUUUGUCAGCUGAUCAGAGAUAUUUUGAAUGUGAGUGAGGCCACUAUGAGAAGCCCCUUGCCCUCCUCUUUGGGAAAGUAUCGUGCCCUGAGGUGCAGCAUUGAUGUGGUCCCAUCAGAAAACCCUGAGUUCACUGUUAUCUCUCAAAUGCUUCAAGACAAGCCUAUUCAGAUUCAGAAGAUUUUACGUGUAAGCAGAGGGGUGGAGCUUCAGAUGUUUAGGGAGGAGCUUGGCAACAUAAAGCCCCUCCUCCACUCGACUGGCACCAACAGUUUUGUUGGAAUACUUUCACGAGGUUUGCUGCUGCCCAGGGUCGGAGUGGAACAACAUGGAAUUGAGAGGACAGAUAUCGGGAAUCUUGGAGGAGGCAUCUACUUCAGUGAUUCUCUGACGACUAGUGUGAAAUACUCCAAGCCCAGCGUAGCCGAUGGCUCUCGACUGCUGUUGGUGUGUGACGUGGCUCUGGGCCAGUGCAAGAACCUGCUGAAAAGAGACCCCACUUUGACCUGCGCCCCCAAGGGCUAUCACAGUGUACAUGGAGUCCGCCGAACUCCAAAAACUACCUCAGAGUUUCAGGAUGAUGAGUAUGUUGUAUAUAACACAGAUCAGAUCAAACUCAAGUAUGUUGUGCAGUACACUUUAGAGGAGGACCAGCUGACAGAGUUUCAUCCUCAAAUCAACACUUCUGAGGAGCUCGCACAGCCCACCGAAAGAAUCUUGCCCAUUGAUGAGAGUGAAGGUCUGGAGUCCACUAAGAAUCCUCUAGAGGAGAUGACCGCAGGUCUCCUGGACAGCAGUGGCAAGACACUUCCUCUGAAGGCUGUCCAUGUGAGGUGCAAAUUAAUGGACUUACUUUGUCAGGUCAUAAUUUUUCAGACUUACACAAACCAGAGUGAAGUUCCCAUUGAAGCGAAAUAUGUCUUUCCACUGGAGGAAACGGCAGCGGUGUGUGGAUUUGAGGCCUUUAUCAAUGGAAAGCAUGUCAUUGGAAAGGUAAAGGAAAAAGAACAGGCUCGUAAAGAAUACAGACAAGCAAUAGAGAGGGGCCAUGGAGCGUAUCUAAUGGACCAGGAUGCACCUGAUGUAUUUACUAUCAGCGUUGGGAACCUGCCUCCAGGAGCCACAGUUUUGAUCAAGGUGACCUUCAUCACUGAGCUGGUUGUGAGAGGAGGCUCCAUCAUCUUCUCUCUGCCCGGCAGUGUAGCACCGUGGCAGCAGAGCGCCGCUCUCAAUCAGAAAACUCAGGGAACUGUUGAGAAGAUCUCUGUGACAGAGCUUCAGUCAAAGGGGGAGUUCUCUCUGUGUAUGUCCAUUGAAAUGCCUUAUGAGAUCAUCAACUUAGAGUCUUCACACCUCAUCAAAAUCAAGAGGACAGACUGUAAGGCUGUGAUCAGUACUUUGCCAGGACAAACUCUUGGAUCUGAUGGGCUCCAGGUGACCUUCAGUCUUUCUAAGAUCCACAUGCCCAGAAUGUGGGUGGAGAAACAUCCAGACAAAGAGAGUCAGGCAUGCAUGUUGGUGUUUUAUACAGACUUUAAGUCCAACUCUGAAGGUCCAUCCAGUGUGAGUGAUGUCAUCAUCCUGUUGGACACCUCAGAGUCAAUGCGGGGAGACGCCAUACUAAACGCUCGCAGGAUUGCUCUUCAAGUCCUUAACUCUUUAGACCGCUCACUAAAGAUCAACAUCAUCUCUUUUGGCACUGAUUACAAGGAAGCGUUUCCUGCACCAGUGCUCUUAGAUGAAACCUUUGAAUCAGCCAGAAAAUUCAUUAUGUCGUGUAAUGAAACGGGUGGCAGCACUGAGUUGUGGAGGCCUCUCCGUAGCCUGAGCCUGAUACCUCCAUCACAUGGCAUGAGAAACAUCCUGCUGAUCUCUGAUGGACACGUACAGAACCAGGCGCUGACUCUUCAGCUGGUCCGAGAAAACUCCUGCCACACGCGAGUCUUCACCUGCGGCCUCAGCCUGACAGCUAAUCGUCAUAUGCUCAGAGCUUUGGCUCAAGCAGGUGGUGGGACGUAUGAAUUUUUUGACACAAAGAUGAAACACACAUGGACAGAGAAGGUGCGUGCUCAGGUUCAGCGGUUGGAGUCUCCCGGCUGCAGAUCAGUGGCUGUGAAAUGGCAGCAAUUUAAUCCCACAGCGCCCCCUCCUGUUCAGGCCCCCUCACAGCUUCACGCUCUCUUCAGUGACUGUCAUACACUCGUGUACGGCUUUGUGCCCCACUGUACUCAGGCCAUGCUGUUUGGUGAUCUGAGUGGACAGGAGAUAAAAACAAUGGUGUCAACCACAGAACUUCAAAAGACAAAAGGAACUUUCCUUCACAAGUUAACAGCCAGAGCGAUCAUCAGAGAUUAUGAAGAUGGCAUACUCGGAAACAGUGAGGCAGAACAUGAGGGAAAGAAAGCAGAGCUGAAGUCUUACAUCACUGAACUCAGUAAAGAGUUCUCCGUCUUGUCUCAGUUCACCAGCUUUGUGGCCAUUGAAGAGAGGGACCGGAAUCAGCUUGACACUGGAUUCACAGAUAUUCCUAAACUAAUCGCAGAAGAGGAUGUGGAUAUUCUGCCUUAUAUAGGCUGGACUGAGGAUAAAAAGGUAGACUUCGGAUGCAUGGCCUUGGAUUUGGACAGUGCUGUUGGCGGAGUUUUUGAUAUGUUGAUAGAGGAUUUUGAGUGGGAUAGCUGCAUUAAAAGUUAUGAAUCUCCUCUCAAAUAUGUUUCCAAACGUUGUAGCUCAGAGUCUCACUCUCACAAUGAACAGAUGUCAAAUUUAAAUUUGCAGGCUUUGCAAAUGACUGAUGUUGAAGCUGAAAUGUUCUCACAAUCAGAAGGAUUCUUUGAUGCUGAUUACACAAAAUUACAAGAGGAAUUUAGUUGUCUACGAUUAAUAGACACAAAUUUCCGCUUGAGAGAAAGACCUCCCUCUCCACCUGUGACUGAGAGGAGGAGGUGGAGGACAAGGCAAAGAGAUGUUAAUUCUCCUCCUGGUGCCCCUGAAGUUGAGCCUAGAAGAAGGUCUGAUAAACCUCGUAGGGGUUGUGAUGACCUUGGAGAAAGAAGACGUUCAUCAGAUAUGGAUUUAUUUGAGUGCAACAUGCGAAAUAGUGUGUCUUCUGCACCUGCUUUUUUUAGCGAAAGGAAACAUAUAAGAUCAUAUAGAAAACCAAGGUCAGCCAGCCGAGAAACAUACAGACGUGACAUAGUGGCCUGGGAUGAGCUAUUUCAGCUUCAGCAUGAGGAUGGAUACUGGGAAUGCACUGGGAGGCUCAGUAGCUUCCUCAGCCUGGACAUAGACUUUUUUGCUAAUGUCUUCCUUAAAGAGAAAGGCAUUUGUUCACUGGGUGCAAAGGCUCAUGCAGAUAUUUUGAGAUUGGUGGCCACUCUGUUGGUGCUGCAGCUGAUUCGAGUAAAGAAGUCAGCCGAGGGGAAGCUGCUUCAGUCUCUCUUCUCUCUGAAAGACUCUGAGGGUCCCAGGCCAAUGCACUGGGAGGCUGUGAAGAAAGCAGUGGACUGGGCUUGCUGGGCAGAUAAACAAUAUCCAUGUGUGUGCAGCAGACUGGAGUUCGGCUGGGAUUGGGAAUCAUCCACACGCCAGUUACUGGGCUAUGAUUCCCCACUUCCAUACUCUCCACUCAUACCUGUUCUGGACAGGCCUGUGCAUGGCCAUUGGGAUUGAUUGGGCUUGAGCCCAGGGGCCCCGCUCAGUAUGGGGCCCCCUGCUUGUGUUCAUUUGAUUUGUUCAGUAAUAUGAACGUUGUUUUCAUUUUCUUUUACAGCCUUUUGGUUGGUCUAGUGUGAUUAACUAGACCUAAACUUUGUAAGGAAUAGUGCAGUAAAUUCGUUAAAGGCGGGCUGCAUGAUCUCUGAAAGCCAGUGUUGAUAUUUGAAAUCACCUAAACACACACGCCCUACCCCAAUAGAAUCUGGAGCUUCUUUUGAUUGAACCGCCCACACAUACACAACCCAGGCAAUGAUGUUGGUUAGUAGACACGCCCCUUAAUGCUGAUUGGCUACAAGUGUGUUUUGGUACUCGGCCCGACUCCCUUUUCUAAACUGUUUUUCAAAAAUCAUGCACCCUGCCUUUAACUCCUGUUAGCAUUGCACAGUGACCAAAUCUUUCAAACAUGGUAAGGAACGUCACAUUUUCAGCUGACAUCAGAGGUAUUCAGGCCAAUUAUAACGUACAGAUUAGCUGGCCAAUCAGGGACACAGAGCUUUUCAUAUCGAUGUGUUUUGUACAAAAUCAGUGCGUUUCAUGAAGCAAGGGAAAUCUGGAGCUACAAAAAUGUACGGUAUGUGGAAAAUAAUGUGUUAUUUACCAUAAACCACGCAAACACAUUGUAUUAAACCAAAUACACAUUAUUAAUUUGAAUUAAUUUACAAAUCAUGCAGUUAAUUUGGUUUUUGACAGUUCUAAAAAUACAUCAUUUAAUUGGCUUAUGUUCUGCUUCAGAGAUAUAGACCAUUUCAAAAGAUGUAAACAACACUGGUCCAGAAGAACUUCCUGUUUCCGUUUUUUAACACUAGAUAAACGUUGGGAUAAAAUAAACCAACAGAACAUAUAAACCUGAAUUAACUGAAGUUAAACAAACAUCUUAAAGAUAAUAAUAUAUGUGAAAUAAAAAAUAACUGUCACAAACUGUAACAGGAAGUGUUUCUGGACCAGUGUUGUUUACAUCAUUUGAACUGGUCUAUAGGUGCAGUUUAUUAGACAGCUCUUAUCCUUCUCCCAGAAUAAAAUGCAUGUUUGAGCUGCCUUCAUUUAAAAACAUCUUGCACUGACCUAUCUUAAUAUAUAUCAUACCACUGUCUUGUCUCAAGACGCACACCAGUAUUGUUUUUUGUAAGGUUUGUUUGUAAAAACUACUUUAAUGUCCUAAUAUAACUAAGGCCUAUUCUGGAUUAGUCUAAUAGUCUAGUUUAUCGGUUAUUUAGUAACUGGACAGAACUUUUCGUUUACAUUUCUUGUUUCAAUUUCUGACCUCAAAACUUUAUAACAAUGUCAAUAACAUUUCAUAAUUCUGUAGUCUCAAACAAUAUAUUAAAGAAUAAUUUACUCAAACAAUGAAACUUGAAUUUUGAACUUACUUUAAUGUUGUUUUAAUUGCUUAUGACUUUUUUAGUGUAACACAAAAUGUUGUGAUUUAUUUUCCUUUCCAUACAAUAGAAAUGAGUGAUAACUGGGGCUUUUCAAACUCAGGAAAACAAUGAAAAGUCACUUAAGGACUGUAAAAUCAAUUGUGAAAUCUUGUGUACUUUAUUUAUUUAUUUGAUUUUGAGUCAAAAUAAAGCAUAAUUUUUAACAGUGUAAAUAUAUAGCUUAUAUAAAUAUACAAAUUAAUGCCAGAAGCACAAGCAGACAGAAGUUUAAUUAUAAU
Paramisgurnus dabryanus is the source of this 6559-nucleotide messenger RNA. RefSeq names its product protein mono-ADP-ribosyltransferase PARP4-like. Gene Ontology annotation, molecular function: NAD+ poly-ADP-ribosyltransferase activity. The record is from RefSeq and is a predicted model, not a curated record. Gene Ontology annotation, cellular component: cytoplasm. Lineage: Eukaryota; Metazoa; Chordata; Actinopteri; Cypriniformes; Cobitidae.